Cimex lectularius (bed bug) is the source of this 979-nucleotide messenger RNA. It is a transcript of the gene IFT20, whose product is annotated as intraflagellar transport protein 20 homolog. Gene Ontology annotation, biological process: centrosome localization; intraciliary transport; protein localization to cilium. NCBI's taxonomy places the organism in Eukaryota, Metazoa, Arthropoda, Insecta, Hemiptera, Cimicidae. Gene Ontology annotation, cellular component: intraciliary transport particle B; cilium; Golgi apparatus. The record is from RefSeq and is a predicted model, not a curated record. The coding region runs from base 559 to 954 and encodes 131 amino acids. The transcript has 5 exons.
UCUAAUGUCUAAUUGAUUUUAUUAAGUAAAAACUUAUGUAUUAAACACUUUACACCAACUAAACAUACAGAUUCGAGAAGCAUGUUAUAAAAUUUAUGUUGUAGAAUUUUUUAAUUAAAAAAAAAUGUAUCAGAAGAAUGUUUUUGUUUAAGAUUAAACGUUUUUAUUUUACAAUACAAGUAUGACAUGUGUACAAACGGUUUGAGUUUAGAUUGGUUUUCUUGCCAAUCGCGCCCAGCUUGGCCCUGCAAACCUUCGGAAAGUUUCCAAUUUCGUUUCGAUUACCGCACAGCUAUUACAAUCGUAUUUCUUGGCUCGUAUCUGUAUUUGCUGUAUUUGCUCGUGUUGAUGACAUACGUAUUGAUCCUGGCACUGUUCUUCCAAACUAAGAAUUUAGAAACAAGACGAUAACCGUCGACAGAAGCGUCGAGAAGUCGUUAUGGAAACGAGUCGACAAACAUCGCCUAGUGGCAACUGUUGUUCCGGUUGUUUAACAUACCCAGCCUGAGAAAAAUCUAUACGAAGUUCGAAGCGUUGAGAGAAUUCAACUCGACCUAAAUGUCCGAACGCCUGGCGGAGCUAGCCCUCCAUUUCGAUGAGUUGAGCCGGCUUCGUAUAGUCGAACCCGAGGUAGCCUCGAAGACAAACGAUCUUAAAGAAGAAUGCAACGAAUUCGUGAACAGCAUCGAAUCGUUUCAAGGGAUCGCCGACGGAUUCAUCGGCAUUAUCGACGGCUUGGCGCAGGAGGUGAACAAAGAAAAGAUCAAAGCUAUCGGGGCACGAAAUCUGGUCAAGUCGAUGGCGAAGCAGAGGGACGCCCAGGAGCAACAGCUUAAGGCGCUACUUCUUGAAAAAUCAACUGAGCUAGAAAGGCUCAGGAUUCAACACCAAUCCCUUCUUAGAACGGAAAGUGUACAAGUAGAACUGUUGGACAGACUGUUAUUAAAUCAAUAAAUUAUGCAAAAUCAUUUUGAAUACA